Molecule: messenger RNA, 1109 nt
Organism: Triplophysa dalaica
Lineage: Eukaryota; Metazoa; Chordata; Actinopteri; Cypriniformes; Nemacheilidae
Gene: eci1
Product: enoyl-CoA delta isomerase 1
Exons: 7
Coding region: 60-968 (302 amino acids)
Biological process (GO): fatty acid beta-oxidation
Cellular component (GO): mitochondrion
Molecular function (GO): enoyl-CoA hydratase activity
Source: RefSeq, a predicted model, not a curated record
AGCAGUACGGAAGCGUUGAAGUGAAGUUAGCCUUUAGCAUUAUCACUGCAGCCGCUGAGAUGUCAUCUGUAUUAAGACACUCUGCGAAAUUCACAACCUCUGGUUUUUUCUCACUGCUGUCUGGAAACUGCAGUCAUGGAAGGACCUCCGCUUUGCCAUACUUGUUAUCUAAGAACAGAUAUUCAUCCUCUCCAAAAAUUAAAGUUGAUCUGGACAGCAAUAACGGUGUUGCUGUAAUGCAGUUUCAGAGCCCUCCGGUCAACAGCCUCAGUCUUGACUUUUUGACUGAGUUUGCCAUCAGUUUAGAAAAACUUGAGCUGGACAGAAGCUGCAAAGGAGUGAUCAUAACUUCUGCCCAGCCAAAGGUUUUCUCUGCUGGCCUAGAUAUUUUGGAAAUGUUUCAAAAGAGCCCUGAACACUGUGCAGAAUUCUGGAAGGCGGUGCAGGAAAUGUGGUUGAAGCUUUAUGGAUCCAACAAGGUCACCAUCGCCGCCAUUAAUGGAUCCAGUCCUGCAGGUGGCUGUCUGUUGGCUAUGUGUUGUGACUACAGGAUCAUGGCUGAUAACCCUCGAUAUAGCAUCGGCCUCAACGAAACACAGCUAGGGAUAGUAGCACCCUUUUGGUUUAAAGACACCAUGGCAAACACAGUGGGCCACAGAGAAACAGAGAAGGGUCUUCAGCUUGGUUUGCUGUACAGUGCUCCUGAAGCCCUAAAGAUUGGUCUGGUGGAUCAGCUUGUUCCUGAGGACCAGGUUCUCAGCACAGCCACUGAGACCAUGACAAAAUGGUUGGCAAUCCCAGAUCACGCUCGCCAGAUAACCAAGUCCAUGAUGAGAAAACCCACAAUAGACAAACUUCUAGCAAACAAAGAACCCGACAUCAAACAAUUUGUCAAUUUUAUAACCAAAGACUCCAUCCAGAAAUCUAUUGGGAUGUACUUGGAGAUGUUAAAGAGGAGAAAGUCAUAAGGAGCUGAACGAGUUACAAGUGUGCCUGUAAGAAACCAGUGUCGUUGUACAUUACACGGUUCAUUUUCUUUUGUUAAUAGCAUAUAUAUGGACAGCUUUGGUGUUUGAAUGCAAAUAAAGAAAUAAAAUCUAAAAAAGGUC